Alternaria ventricosa is the source of this 1290-nucleotide messenger RNA. RefSeq names its product putative secondary metabolism biosynthetic enzyme. Gene Ontology annotation, molecular function: pyridoxal phosphate binding. Gene Ontology annotation, biological process: biosynthetic process. Lineage: Eukaryota; Fungi; Ascomycota; Dothideomycetes; Pleosporales; Pleosporaceae. The record is from RefSeq and is a predicted model, not a curated record. The coding region runs from base 1 to 1290 and encodes 429 amino acids. The transcript is spliced from 2 exons.
AUGGGUGAGGCAUACGACCCAACGACCAUCUUCAGCCCCAGCCGAGAGUUGGCAGCCCGCAUAGGGAAUCAGAAGCCCCGACAAAAGACGAUCCCGUCGUCCUCAUUCUAUCGCAACCUGGAAGACGCACUAGAAGUUAAGAAGAAGUCACACACGUUCUAUUCGAUUCAACAGAACCUAUGGCAAGCAGCCGAGUCCACAGUCGACUUCAUCUCCAACGACAUUCUCUCCUUUGGCAUCAACGGCAUCUUGAAGACAGAAUACCUGAAAGAGCUUUCCCGAUAUGAUCAACACAACCCCGGGGCGCCGGGAUCGCGACUCGCCGAAGGAAACUACGCCUAUAUAGAAGAAACAGAGCAGCAUAUCGCUAAGUUUCAUGGCGCUGAAACGGCACUACUGCUGGCUUCUGGAUUCGAAGCAAACGUGGCCAUAUGGACGUCAAUACCACGACCGGGCGACGUGAUUCUAUACGACACCUUAGUUCACGCCAGCACCCAUGAAGGUAUCGACCAGAGUCUGGCAGGAGAACGAGAGAGUUUCGCACACAACAACAUCGAGGACUUUCGCCGCAUCUUAACAUGGAUCAUAGAGUCCAAUCCGUUGAUCCAAAGGGGUGCAAGAUCAGUCUUAGUAGCUGUCGAGUCUGUCUAUAGUAUGGACGGUGAUGUCUGCCCAUUGCAAGAACUUGUUGAUGCCGCGAGGGAACUGGCUCCUUCCGGAAGUGUCCAAUUUGUGGUCGACGAAGCCCAUAGCAAUGGCAUAUAUGGGCCUCAAGGCAAAGGUCUUGUGUGCGCUCUUGGUCUGGAAAGAGAGGCCCAAGCACAGGUCCACGAUCUUGUGGAUCUCUUCUUACAGUCAAUCAUAUCGCACCCCCUCUGGGAACGCGCAGAACACACCGGGCUACUUGCCAUCCCCCUACUAAAGGACUGGGAAGGAUCGCCAACGGCGACAUCUCACAUCAUCACAAUCCGCACUCGACAACCAUACACGUACUGGCUGUAUUUCCACCUACUACUAAACGGCUACUGCGUGUUCCCAGUCGAGCACCCCGUCGUCGCCAAGGGCGAAAGUCGCUUAAAGGUUACAUUCCACGCCGGCAACACGGAAGAGCAAGUAAGCGGCAUGGUAACAUCGGUUUUCGCGUGGAUCCAGGAAAUGAUGGAAAUCGAGGGAAGCAAGGAUGAUGCGCAGCGAAUUGCCGUUUCGCAAGCUGCCCACAAGGUCUAUACUUGGAUGGCGCAUGAAGGGCUGACUGGGUUUGGCAUGCCUGCUUCAAUGGUGAGAUACUGA